GAGCCUAUUAAACCGGACCGGGACAAAAAUGGAAACGAAAAAUGUGAUUCAAGCCGCAGGAAGGAUAAAAAUUCAAACUACGAGAGACACCAGCACACCGGAAGUCGCCGGAAGUGUGCUAAUUGUCGCAUGGAGCGCGACCGCGAAAAAUGGGAGAGAUUCCGUGAGAGUAAGCUCGAGGCGAUGCGUCAGCACAAGUACAACGUUGAGCGACGGAUGCGGUAUGACUGCAACACAGACAAGCGAUACUGGAGUCAGCGGCAUGAUAAAUUGAAACGAUACCCAAAGCAGGAAGCUCUAGAUCCAUCGUGGUACACGGACAACAUCUACUCGAAUCAGAGUGUGGAUGAAGAGGAAGAUUUUAGGGAGUUUGGAGGUGGUAGGAGGAUGCGCAAUGCCUACGGACGAAGAGACGUUAACGGAAAUGACGAUCGAUUCACCUUUAUGCCAAUCAAACCAACAACACCAACGAGGUAUGGAGAGUACAAAUAUCCAAAAUCAAGCAGCUACUCCUUCGGAGCUGAAUCGUAUGAAGGUGGUAAGAGGCAACGAGCCAUGGUGCCUAAGUCGCAUUCCUUCAGUGUUGGUCAAACAUCACCAAAAUGCCAUAGAGAUGCUCAGAAGCGCGAAGACUUCCAAUACCGACGACGAAACUAUUCCUAUGUCGAAGGUGCAGGAUCAUUCCCACCAUCCUUCAUGCGAAUUUGCGAUAGAGAUGGGUGCGUCAAUGAAUCCUGCUUAGCCAAGGGGAAUAAUCCAAUGAACAUCAGGAAUGAUUUGCAUCGCGUUGAGGAUUCCGAAGAUGAUGACUUCCCACUUGGUAUGUGGCGCUUGAAACGGCAUCUGAGGGAAAAGGCUCUAGCUGCUAAGCAGGCACGAAGUAGACGGUACUACUACGGUGAAGAACUAUCCCACAACGAUGAUAGCAGCGUCUAUGAAGAUGCUCAAGUGGACUGCAACGAUAGACGACGUCGCAGCAGUUUUGUUGACGAAAUGGAACAAUUGAUCUGCUGCGAUAGACCAAAGGUAACGAAACGUUCCGUCUACGAUGAUGAUGUCUACCCCAUGUCCGACUACAGGUAUGGAACGAAAACCAAGAGUAUGCUCGAAGUUAAACCUCCCAGCAAGUACGAUGAUAGCUCAUCUGGCUCUACAGACAUCGAACUGGAUGAUUUUAAUUUUGAUUUUGAGAAAUACUGGGAGGAGUUGGAUAAAUCUCCAUCGCCCGAGGAGGAUAUCCAAUUCAAGAACUCCAACAUUGUAGGAAGGCCAAAGGUGAAGAAUAGCAACGUGGAGAGGUAUAACAAUGGAAGUCUCGUUGAGGGUAUACCAACGGCUGAGGAGUUGUUGCUGUAUGAACCACCACCGCCAAUUCUGAAAGCGCCAUCAGCUUCACUCGAUCCCCCGCAACCUGAGGGGUACAUCAACAAUCUCGGCUACAGCGAACCCUACGUUCCGGCAUUCUAUCCACCUCCAACGCCGGUGCACAAACUUCCGCAAUUUACGCACAAAGUCUACCCUGAAAUGCAUCCUGCACACCACAAGUAUACAAAUUUCUACCCUCAAGAAGCCUACGUGCAGUCCCCACCACCUUCCAAUGCCAUCAGCCUAAUUAACAACAUCUUCUCAAUCUACAAGCCAAGCAAGUACUCCCCACUGAACUGCCAUACACAGCAAAUAAAGCCUGAGCCUUGUAAGAAAAUUCUCAUGCCUAGUACGAUUCGUCCACUUGGUGAGCAUAGCUUCCUCACGUCCGUAAAGCGACCACUACUUGUGAAGCCAAUGUCCACCCAAGAGCAGGCACAGUUUAAGAUUAUUCCCGAAAAGACUGGCCUGCGUAUUUCACCUCUAUAUCGCUUUGACUUUGGUAGUGGUGCAAAGAAGAAGCUCAAAUUGAAAAGUACAGCGCGGCCAUUGCUCUUUCCACAUUGACGCCAUCUGAGCGGUCGUCUUGGGAACUUUGUACGCGUCCUUUUGGGUACUUAAUUUCCGGAAUCUCUCCCAAAAGCAAAAUCAUUGUGAUUUAACGUGCGAACCUGUUGAGAUUAUAGCUUUGCCAUGAACAAUGCGGAUUUCUCCACUCAAAGUGUUAUUAGGAUGAUAAAUUGAGUGCAGAAGAGCUGCGUGGGCGAAAAAAAAUGCCCCACAAGACGUCCUGUCGAAGGAGACAGGAUGCAAAAAGAAAAAUGAUAGUAUUGUUGUUACUAAAAGAAAAUUAAUGAUGUUACAGAAACCACUAAUAGGACAUAGUAAGAGCGUAUUUUUACAAUACAAAAAAAUGACUAAAAGAGUUUAUAUAUGGAAAUGCAUCUUCAGUAUAAUUAAUGUAAUGGAUUCUUAAGGGAAGAAAAAUCACAUAAAAGCCCUCAAUUUGCACUGCUAACAAGUCGACAUUCAGCAUGUCAUAAGUUGAUACCAUAAUAAGCUACAUAAGAUAAAAACAUUAAAAAAUUAUAGCCAUUAACGAAGAUAAAUUCUCUCACAAGAGAAUUUCAGUAGACUAAAAUUUUAAAGUCUCUUUAGGGGUUAGAGUGGCAGAGAGGAGGGGAUAAAAAAGGUAUAUAAAUUAAGGAUAAAUUUAAUGUUAUGGACAUUGUAUAAAUGAAAACAUAAAAUGUGACAUAAUUACGCCCGAAUCUUAUGAGAACAAAAAAACAUUUAUAAAAUAUUUCUGAAUCACGGAACCGUCCGUUUUGCACCAUCACCUCCUGCCCCUAAAUAGUUUUCAAUUCCAUCUCUAAAAAACCACUCUGUUCCAGAAAAAAAAAAGAUUAACUAACAUGACACGAUAUCGAGACACCUCAUCUGAGUUUCGCCUCUUCGUUUUAUCAUUUUUUCUCUUCGUUUUUUUUUGUUUCUCCUCAAAUGGGGUUGAUGUGGGUGAAAUGCUGAUUUUCCUUUGAAGCUUUUCUUUGGGUUUUGUUAAAGAAAAACUCAAUCCGUAUUACCAAAUAAUUGUGUCCUAAUUGGUUAAUUAAAUAACUUAGGUAAAGACAGUUAAAGUGAAAGCGUUUUAAGAAAAGAAUUUCAGGAAAUAAUUUAUUAUGUUAUGUACAGAGGUAACAUUUAAGCUUUUCGUUUAAUCUCUUUUUAUUCAUUUUAUGAUUUAGAUCUAUUUUAAAGAUUUAUUUCUAAACUUAAUUUCUUUUUAAAUCAGAAAAUCGUUUAACCUGAAUACAAAGAUUCCUGGAUAGAAUUUAUUUUUAAGUUUUUCUAAUAGAAUAAUUUGAGAAAAAUAUAAAUUCUUGAAAUAGGAAGAAAAAAUUGGAAGAGGGAAAUAAACAAUUUAUAUCUCUACACUAGUUUCGAAUAAGAACGGAAUAUUAAGGAAGAAACCAGAAAGAAAUGUAAUAAAAUUUAUGGAGCAGAAUAUUGAAUUUCCUGUCAACUACAUAUAAAAAUUUAUAGUCAUGAUACGAGCUUUUAAAAAAAUCCCCUUUCAACAUUUUUUUUUGCGUGAUUGUUAGUUUCUUGAAGAUCUCUGAAUUUUCGGCUUAGACAAAUAGUAGCUUAAAUUUUAAAGCUUACGAAUUAAUGCUGAGCCUUGUAAAAAAUUCAUCUUAAUACAUAACAAUCGUACUAUAAUUUAGUAGAUUUUGACUGAGAAGAUGGAAAAAAGAUCUUUUCAUGGAUUAAACAAACAUUGAAAGCUCCAUAAAACGGCAUUUCCCUCCUAUCAACCACCCAAAAAGCUCGUUUAAUUCUUUUGUUAUAUGCUUAAACUAUACAUACAGUGAACUUUCAGAUAACAAUGUUUGUAUAAUUUUAAAUUCGUUUCAGAUUCAGCAUAAAAAUUGCAUAAAAUACCAAUAUUAUGAAUCAAACUUUAAUACAAUUUUUCUAACAACAUAAAGAGGAAAGAUUUUGAAUUAUCUGUUCUAUCAGAACAAAAUCCUGUAUUUUAUUCAACAAACUUCAAAAUCCCGUCAUCUGAAACCUCACUGUGUACAUACCUUUAGUUUGGAAAAGGCGAAAAUUCCUUAUUUUCAAAUUACAUUCAUUUUAUUGUCUUUUAGUGGACGAAAGAAUUUUCAUUAAACAACAACUUUCAGGCAUUUUAUCUAUUUUCCCGGUGUACCAUUUCCAGAAUUUCAGAGUGGAUAACAAAGAAAACAAGAAAAUUUCGUAUUUAGAACGUAUCAUUUUAGCCACAGACAACACACAAAAAACACAUUUGGUGUUGGGUCCAAAAGAAAACCUUAAUAGAUAUCGUAAAACUCUUGUAAUAUGUAUAAAAUUAUGUGAAUAUGAUAAAAAGAAAAAAAUAUUUGUACGAAGCUUCUCAUUUCCCUGCACUUCCCCACCUCCCCGUUGUUACCACAUAUAUGGGAAGGCGGGGAGUAGGAAUAAGAAAACUGUCUGAAUACUUUUAUCGCUGAUUUAUGGCAUUGGCGAGAAGUUUCAAGUGUGGUUAAACUUUUUUCGGAGGUUUUGCCAUUUGGGAGAUUUAUGUUGCAAACUUACAUUUGACAAACAAAAUAUACAAUAGUUGUAGUUAAAACUUGCUGGAUUUAAUGUUUAAAUGUGUGAGCGAGUGCUGAGCAUUCCCACAGGACAAUUUUACACGUGAACUUUUUGGGAGGGGAAAGUUUGGGCAGAAAAGAGCGCAUUAGGACAGUUGUACAUUAUUUGAAGGGAAAUCGAUGGAAAAAAAGACCAAAAAAGAAACAUUUUAUUGAUGAAAAAAAGUCUUAGGAAAUUAAGGAUUUGGAUUUUCUCCGAGGCUGUCACUUUGUCUGCACUUUUCGAAAGAGAAAAUUCUUCAACAAAAUCCACUUUAGAGUCUUCUUAAAUUAUUACAUCACGACGUCAAAGUUUGGAAAUGAUUUAAAAUCAAUUAAAUUCUUCUGGAAGUUUUCUCUUUUUUUUUUAAAUCUGCAGACAAAGCGUGGAGUUUAGGAUAUUUCUAAGGAAAAAAAAAAGAUUUUACAAGGAAUACCUUUAAAAUGUGAUUUGUGACAUCAAUGUAAUUUACCAAAGUAUAAAUAUUAAAUAUCACCAUAAUUAAAAGAAAUAACCUUUACCAAAAAAAAACAUCCUUUAUAUUUUUUGAUUAGCUAACCUACAUUAAUUAAAAGAAAACAAUUUUAUCCAAAUCGUCAUUGAAAGUCAGUAUGUGAGUGUGUAAAUAAGAAAUCCCCGAAAGAAAUGAAUAAAUAUAGUGGAGAAAAUACAUUAAAUGUGGUUGAAGGUUAAAAUAGAAAAUAAAAUUCAAAGAGAACCAUAGAGCACACGCCUUUAUAAAAAUGUUAUUAAAUGAUCAUUGACUAGUGGUAAUGUCCCAUUUAAACGGAAAACAUUAAAUGCAUUAACUAACGAUAAUAUGACUACAUAAAAUGAUUAUUAAAUUAUACACACAUUACAUUAUUAUAUACAAUAAAAUAUUGUGAGUAAAUUAACAGAGAGAAUUAUAUAGUAAAAAAAUAAAUAAAAAUAAAAAAUAUCAUACACCACAAUUUCCCAUAAGAAUAAUGAGAAAAAAAAAGAAAAUUCAAAGCAUAAAAAAGGUUUAUUGGGAAACAAUGAAAGAAAAUCAUCGUAAUGUAAAUUAUAUUAAAAGAAAAAAUACAUAGAAAAGACAUAAAUGUUGAUAACUAAUUGUUAAAUGCACCUGGAACAAAAACCAUAUACCUUUAUUGUCUAUAUGUAAUUAUCCUACCAAUGGUAUUAUUGAGGUAAAUUUCUUUUAAAGGGAAAACAACUUUUCUUUUAUACAACAAAACAAAAAACUGUACCAAUUCAGUAUUUUAUACUGGAAAUUAAGAGAAUUUCAGAAGAAAAAUAUUUUAACAAUUUUGUUGAGGUAAUUUUAUGCAGGACGAAAAGUUUUGUUUUCAAUGCAUUUAAAAAACUUAAUUUUUGAUAAGAAUCUUUGUGAAAUUUUAUUUAUUAUCUCAGAUAUCACAUAAAAUAAAUCGAAAGCUGUGGUAAACCUUGCAAAAAAAUAAAGGAAUAAUCACUUUAAA
This is a messenger RNA of Lutzomyia longipalpis, 5966 nucleotides long. RefSeq lists its product as uncharacterized. The record is from RefSeq and is a predicted model, not a curated record. NCBI's taxonomy places the organism in Eukaryota, Metazoa, Arthropoda, Insecta, Diptera, Psychodidae. Bases 130 to 1932 code for a protein of 600 amino acids. The transcript has a single exon.